CCGCUGAACGCCUCUCGCCGCCGGCGAUCGGAGCAGCGCCAGCGCGUCCUUCCGGCGCCCGCGGGGGCCUUCUGCGGACAUGGGGACGCGCCACCUCAUCACCGGCCAGAACAACUGCGCCCCGGACGGGGCGUCCUCCUCCAACCCAUUCGGCGCCCUCGCCAACACCCUCCUCGGCCAGUCCAACAAAGCGGAGUCACUAAGGGGACUUCCUGGAGCCUCAGUUAAUGUUCCAACUACGUCUGAUUAUAGCGGAGCUCCACUGUCUACUCUCCCUGGCUCUGAGAAUGAGUUCAAGCAAGAUCAACGACCAUUUGCAUGGGGUGCCGACUUCAGUCGUGGGGGUCCUGCUAAUGAUUGGGUUGAAUCUUUUCGCCCUCCGGGGCAUUCUGCAUUUGGAGGGCCAGAAGCAAACUUUGCAGAGUUUGAGCAAAUUUAUAACAAUGCAGGCCCUACCUUGGGACCGGCCUUGGAUGGUCCACCACAAAGGGUCUUAUCUGGUGUUCUGCAUUCUUUUAUUCUAAGUGGCCGAGCUGGUGUGCCAUUUCAAGCUGUCCCAGUACCAGCUCUUGGUUUGUCCGAAUCCGACAAGCAAUGUAUACGUGAUCGCAGCUUCAUAAUGGCACACCAUAUUUUGGCCGAUCAACCUGAAGAAUAUAUACAAGCACAGGUAAAUACAUUGCUGCAUUCUCUUGAUAUUGACAAUAGUGAUCGAAUGAAAAAUCCCCUGCAUGGGCCGUACCCAGAGAUGGAGGAGUACUGGAAUCAAUCCCAAAGUGCUUUGAGAUCUGGCCCAAUGCACAAUGCUGCAAAUAAUUGGAUUACUGAGUUUGGCAAGCAAAAUAAUAACCCUGAGGGUUGGAUCACUGAGUUUGGCAAGCAAAAUAAUAACCCUGAGGGUUGGGCGCACUCUUUUGUGCAGCAAUAUGGUCCCAAUGGAUGGGCCUCUGAGUUUGAACAGCAUCAGUCUCAGAUGGCCAUGGGUCAGAUGGGAGGAGCGAACAUGGUGAAUCUCGCAGCUAUGCAGCAAUCCCGUAUGCUUGCGGAAACAUUAUCAAGUAACAAUGACCCAAAAUUCCAGAUGAGCCGUGGUGAACUUAUUAUAGAAGAUAACCAAGUAAAACAAGGUUCAGCAUCUCAAUCCAGUGACUGGGCUGAUGAAUUUCAAACACAGGAUAAUGCUAAUGCAAAUUCUUGGGCAGAUCAGUUUGUGCAUGAAGAGCUUUCACAAGGGUCCGAUAGUUGGGUUAGUGAGUUCUCUAGUGAACAGAAUCAGGGUGAGCUCAAAGAGAAGUGGGUCGAUGAGUUCUCCAAAUUGAAUGUGGAUGAUUGGGCAGAGGAGUUCAGUGGAGGAGCUUUUGGUGAGAGCUCUGCUGAUCCAUGGGCAGAUGAGUUUCAGAACCAACUGUCAGCUUCCAAAAGUUCUGGCUCUUCUCGAGGGGUUUAUGUUUCUUCUGAGAUGAACCCAUAUGUUGGUCACCCUAAUCCAAUGCAGGAAGAGCAGGAACUCUUUCGGAAGGGCCUCUUAAGUGAAGCUGCUCUUCCUCUGGAGGCUGAAGUUUUAAAGAACCCUGAUAAUGCUGAAGGUUCGAGGUUGCUUGGAGUAACACAUGCCGAAAAUGAUGAUGACCAGCAGUGGGAGCAGAAACAAAUACAGAUACCCGAAGGAGGUAUGGAGCGAAUACGGUAUGGACGUGUACACUAUCGCUGGAGGAAAAAGAACCCUUAAACUAUGCAGGAGUGGCGCAUCGGUGUGAGAAAGGUUUACCGGCAUAGAAGGGUGGAAAGUGGCGGUGGAAAAUUUGAAAUAUCCGAUAGUCAUAUUCAAGAAAACCAUAUAUUGCAAGUCAACAUUGGCAUCCGAACUAAAAUGAAAAUGGGUAUUGGAAAUAUCUGGAUUCUUUUUACAAAUACAAAUGUUGUAUGGGAUUUUGAAAAAUUUGGAUAUGGAAUUGGAUAUAUCCGUAUCCGAAAAAAAAGUUAGCCAAUUUAAACAAUUCUAGCCCUAUAUGC
Messenger RNA from Triticum dicoccoides, 2013 nucleotides. Its product is annotated as peroxisome biogenesis protein 5-like. The record is from RefSeq and is a predicted model, not a curated record. Gene Ontology annotation, molecular function: protein binding. The transcript is spliced from 10 exons. Gene Ontology annotation, cellular component: peroxisomal membrane; cytosol. Bases 80 to 1729 code for a protein of 549 amino acids. Gene Ontology annotation, biological process: protein import into peroxisome matrix, docking. NCBI's taxonomy places the organism in Eukaryota, Viridiplantae, Streptophyta, Magnoliopsida, Poales, Poaceae.